AAUUAUUAAAAUAAAAUCCGAAUCGAAUAUUUAUAAUGGGAAAUACCAAUUGAUGCCUGGAAUCUUCCAUUACGGUUACAGGCUUGCAGCUCAUUUUAGCUCCAUAACAGUACAGAAACGAAUUUCACCUUUAUUUUCAAUCACUAAACCAACAAAUUUCGUUGUUUUUCAUUUUUAUUGUUUUUAUUUUAUAUUUCUUGCAAGAAACUGCAUAACUUCUGAUUUCGUCAACCCCGGUUGGCUUGCUGGGGGAGGAAAUAGUUCAGAAUUUGAGUUCAAGAUCCUUCUCAACCUUUUGAGUCGGUACAAGGUCAAUUCAUUGUGGUAUUUCUAUCUGAUGAGAAGAUGGAAAAGAAGCAGCAGCAUAUCGCAAUAUUUACUACUGCAAGUCUUCCUUGGUUAACUGGAACUUCCGUCAACCCUCUUUUCAGAGCUGCAUAUCUGGCAAAAGAUGAGGGGAGAAAGGUCACCUUGGUGAUUCCUUGGCUGUCUCUCAAGGAUCAAAAACAUGUGUAUCCUGACAAUAUUACAUAUGAUUCGCCUGCAGAACAAGAGAAAUAUGUUCGCCAGUGGCUUGAAGGCAGGACUGGAUUCACAUCACUUCUUAAUAUACGUUUUUAUCCAGGCAAGUUCUCUCUAGAAAAAAGGAGCAUUCUUGCGUUAGGGGAUAUUACAGAAGUCAUUCCAGAUGAAGAGGCUGAUAUAGCAGUUCUUGAGGAGCCUGAGCAUCUUACAUGGUAUCAUCAUGGGAAGAGAUGGAAAAAAAAAUUCCGCCUAGUUAUUGGAGUUGUUCAUACCAAUUACUUGGAAUAUGUGAAGAGAGAGAAGAAUUCCUUUGAAGCAUUUCUCGUGAAACAAAUUAAUAAUUGGGUUGUUGGCAUAUACUGUCACAGGGUGAUCAGGUUAUCUGCUGCCACCCAGGAAUUACCUCAAUCUAUCAUCUGUAAUGUCCAUGGGGUCAACCCAAAGUUCCUUGAAAUUGGCAAGAAAAAGAAAGAACAACUGCAGAAUGGAGACAAGGCCUUCACCAAGGGUGCCUACUACAUUGGGAAGAUGGUUUGGAAUAAAGGCUACAAGGAGCUUCUGAAACUUCUCCGUGAUCAUCAGAAAGAAUUAGCUGGUCUUGAGGUUGACUUAUAUGGUAAUGGAGAGGAUUCAGCUGCAGUUCAAGAAAGUGCCAGGAAGCUAGAGUUAGCAGUUAGGGUUCACCCUGGUCGUGAUCAUGCUGAUCCUUUGUUUCAUGACCACAAGGUAUUCUUGAAUCCAAGCACAACAGACGUGGUCUGCACAACCACAGCUGAAGCUUUAGCAAUGGGCAAAACAGUUGUCUGUGCCAAUCAUCCUUCGAAUGACUUCUUCAAACAGUUCCCAAACUGCAAAACAUAUGAUAAUCCUAAAGGAUUUGUCGAAGCUACAAACAAAGCAUUAAAUGAUGAGCCUUCUCCAUUAACUGACGAGCAACUACAUGAGCUUUCUUGGGAGGCUGCAACAGAGCGGUUUCUAAAAGCUGCAAAUCUGGAUGCUGUGCCGACAAAAAAGCUGAAAAAGACACCUUCAAAACUAUACAUGUCCACAUCUUUCAAUUUGCGGAAGAACCUUGAGGAUGCAUCAGCAAUGAUGCACUUUCUGGGAACUGGAUUUCUAAAUGAAAAACCGGAUGAAGAGCAACGUAAAGAGCUUGGCUUGGCUUCACCUCCAAAAAAACACGCAACUUAUCCUGGGAAAUGGGGCUUCUGAUGAAGAAUGCAAUUAAACUGCGGUGUUUGGACAUCAUGCAAAAUCAUCACUGGGGUCUCAACUUGCUUAUUCCAAUGGAAAUAAUACUGAUGUUGUUUUGAGAUGCAUGUAUUAUGGUGUUUUCUGUUGCAACCACAGAACGGCAUAACAACGCGGACAAUCAAACAGCACAGUAAAAUUUUCCGAUAAAAGGAUUUUGAGAACUUCUGUGAAGUGUGCCUAUUGGUACAAUGUGACAUUCUUCUCUUCCUUUCUUUAAUCUUCACCCAAGUCUUAGCAGGCUUUGGUGACCCAUGUGAAAAAGUGUUAGCUCUUGUCUCUUUUUCCAUGUACAGUGAUGACUCGUGCUAGUAAUGAAUUGAGCAUCUUAUGUUUGUUGGAAUUUUGCAUACUUUUGGGUGGUCUUGUUGUUCUAAUCCUAUAAACAUGAAUCGUUGUAUUCAAGAAACAUUUUCGCUGUC
Messenger RNA from Coffea eugenioides, 2198 nucleotides. Its product is annotated as digalactosyldiacylglycerol synthase 2, chloroplastic. Bases 346 to 1737 code for a protein of 463 amino acids. Gene Ontology annotation, molecular function: digalactosyldiacylglycerol synthase activity. NCBI's taxonomy places the organism in Eukaryota, Viridiplantae, Streptophyta, Magnoliopsida, Gentianales, Rubiaceae. The transcript is spliced from 5 exons. The record is from RefSeq and is a predicted model, not a curated record. Gene Ontology annotation, cellular component: chloroplast outer membrane. Gene Ontology annotation, biological process: galactolipid biosynthetic process.